AUGGAAGGCCCAGUCUUGAUAGCAAGCACUGGUUUUGGAAGCAAGGACCCUGCAUGCAACCGUCACAUACACCGAUCCGGCAGCUGGGCGGGUUCCCCGGGAUCCCCCCAUGAUCGGGCCGCGGUCGGCUGGGGCGGCCAGGGCGGGCCCGGGGGUGGCGGCCGGGGGCACAAGGGCGCGGGGGGCGGCGUGUCGGUAGAGGAGCUGGUGUGGCGCAUCCGGCGGCUGCCGGCGCGCGAGCCGAUCGGCGCGACGGCCGCGGCAUGCCUGCCGGGGCUGGACUCGCGCGCGUGCGCUGCGCUGCUGAAGGAGCUGGCGCGCACGGGGCUGGCGCACCGCGCGCAGGAAUUCUUCGACCACGUACUCGCCCUGGGCGACUCCACUGAGGCCGCCCGCCUGGCUGACGUUUACACCUACACCGCCGCCAUCUCCAUCUGCGUCAGCGCCCAGCAGUUGGAGCGGGCAUUGGAGCUGUCGGCGGACAUGCAGCGGCGCGGGGUGCAGCGCAACGUGCACACGCACUCGGCGCUCAUGAACGUGUGCAUCAAGUGCGGCCAGCUCAAGCUGGCGCUGGAUGUGUGGGAGGACAUGCAGCGCGACGGCAUCGUCCCCAAUGUGGUGACCUACAACACGCUCAUCGAUGUAUACGGGAAGCUGGGGCAGUGGGAGCAGGCCCUGCAGGUCCUUCGCCGCAUGAAGUUUCAGGGCAUAGAGCCGGUGACGCGGACGUAUAACACGCUGAUGAUAGCGUGCAACACGAGCGGGCAGUGGCAGACGGCGCUGCAGCUGUACGAGGAGAUGCGCGCGGCCGGUCACGCGCUCAACACCACCUCCUACAACGCCCUCAUCUCCGCGCAUUCCAAGGCCGGCGACCUCCCCCAGGUCCUUGACACCUACCGCCAGAUGGUGCAGCAGGGCUGCGAGCGGAGCGUGAUAACGUACAGCAGCCUGAUCAGCGCGUGCGAGAAGAGCGGGGAAUGGCAACUGGCGCUGCGCUUCUUCGACGAGUGCCUCAAGGACAACUGCCGCCCCAACGUCAUCACCUUCAACUCCCUCAUCACCGCAUGCGCCCAAGGUGCACAGUGGGAGAAGGCGCGGGAGCUUUUUGAGCUGAUGCAGCAGCAGGGCUGCACGCCCGACGUGGUCACCUACACUGCGCUCAUCUCCGCCUACGAGCGCGGCGGCAAAUGGCAGCUCGCCCUGCAGGCGUUCCAGGCGAUGCAGGCGAAGGGGUGCAAACCGGACAGCAUAGUCUACAACGCCAUCAUAGACACACUCUGGGACACUGGCUGUGCCUGGCCACAGCGGCAGGCGGCCGUGCUGCACCGGCGCGCGUCGGCCGGCGGCCUGCUGCGCCGCGCUGCGCACGCUGCGCCGGGCUACCUCGAGCUCUGUCUCCACACCCUUACCGCCGGCGUCGCCGCGCUCAGCCUCUACACCUGGCUCUCCGACCUGCGUCAGAAGGUGGCGACCGAGGGUGCGGACGCGCUGCCGACACGCAUCGCCAUUGUGACGGGCAAGGGCCGCGGCAAGGACGACGACGGUGCCUCCGCCGCCCGCGAAGCCGGGUCUGGAGAGGGCACUGGCCGGCUGGAGGCGACCGGGAAAGAGGUGGCCGAUUGGCUGGCUGCCGGCUGCGGCGGCCUGGAGCCCUGGCGCUGGGCGGCCGGCGCAGCCCCAGAGGACUGCCGCCCCGAGGACGUCGCCGCUGAGGCCACCGCCGACGAGGCCGCUGCUGCACGCGUCGCCUCCGCCUAUGCAGCAGUCGCUGACUUUGAGGCCACACACCACCUCAACCUCCAGGCGAUGGGCGCCGGCUAUCUGCAGGAGCGCCCAGAAGUGGCAGGCAGUCUGCUCGCCACGGCACAGGCCCUGAACUUCUCGGAGGAGGCAGCGCAUGAUGCGGUGCUGUUGUUGGACCGGGCGAUGAGCGUGGGGGGUGGGGGCAUGGAGGGCUGCCUGCCCCUGGCUGCGGCGGCGUGCCUGCAGCUGGCGCUGUGCCAGGACAUCAACCACAGCAAGGACGCCCUGCCCGCCCUCUCCAGCAUCGCCACCCACACAGGGUUCACCCUGGGGGCGCUGGGGUCGAUGAAGGAGACAAUCCUGGCCGCACUGCGGCAGGACACGGCUGCCAUCAGCGCGCUACGAUGCCUGCGCCUCUACCUCGAGCGCCUGGAGCCCGGCCAGGACGGCCCCCGCAUCACCCAGGCACCUCCCGCGCUGAAGGCGCUGGCGCGGGCGGCGCUGGUUCAGUCGGAGCUGCUCAACUACCGGCCGUCGGUGGUGGCGGCCGCGGUGCUGCACGCCGACCGCCUGGCGCGCGCGGAGCUGCCCCUGUGGCCCUCCUGCCUCGCCCACCUCUCCGGCUACUCCCCCACCGCCACCUCUGAGUUGGCUGCGGCCAUCGCCGCCGUGCAGUGGUUGAGGGAGGAGCAGAAGAACGGGCGGCGCAGCGAGGAACGAGCCGCGGGCGGCUGGACGGCGGACGACGCGUCGUCCAAGGGCUCGCUGGAGGCGGCUGCCGCUCAGCUGCAGUCGUGGCCGUGCACGCCGCGCAUCUCCGACGCCACCCCUGGCGGAUCCCUCUCCUCUGCCUCCUCCUUCGGCCUCUUCCGCUCCCUCAGCGCAGCCCCCAACGGCGGCGCGAGCAGCAGCUCGCCGUGCGGCCCGCUGGACUCGCCGGGGGGCAGCGCGGGCGCCUUCCGCCGCGUACACUCCUCAUGCAACACCCUUCCGCAGGCCGCGCACUCGCCCAAUGGCGGCGGCCGCGCGGGCUCCCGGGGCGUUGCCUCCAUGGACCUGCUGACCUACCCAAACUCGCCCGCCGCCCUGCAGCAGGCGCACCGCCGAUGGUCCUUCUCCGCGCACCCCAACAACCACAGCGCCAACGCCCCCGCGCCGCCCCCGCCAAUGGGCAGCGAGGAGUUUGCGCGGUCGGUGUACAGCCAGGCGCUCGCCUCCAUCCACCGCCAGCAGUCCUUCGCCCUCAACCAGCUGCACCAGGCCAGUCUGAGCCGGCCGGAGUCGGCGCUGGGGCUGCAGGAUCUCUUCUCUCCAACGGCGGCGCAGCAGGCGCAAAACCUGUCGAUGUUCAGCGCGCCACCGCACCCGCCGCCAAUUGCCGCCGGCUUUGACCUGGAGAGCCCGCGCGGCAGCUUCGGUCCGGCGCACCAGACGGACCCCCUGGCGUCCCCCCACUUCCACUACGGCAAUGGCUCCUCCAACCUCCAGGGGUUCAACUCGGUGCCGCAGUCGCCGUCAGCGGCGGAAGCCGAGCUGGCGAUGUGGCAGCUGGCCUCGCGCAUGGGCAGCCUCAACAUGCAACAGGCGGUGCAGCCGCAGCCGCCUCAGCAGUCGCCCUUCGCCACCUCCGAGCGGGACCCCUGGGGCCGCGCGGCCGAUGACCACAAUAGCCACCUGGCGGCCGCCUCGCUCUUCGCCGGGGCCGGCAACGGCAGCGUUGGCGCUGAUGCGUUUGCGCUGCACCACUGCGAGAGCGCUCCUGCCGGUCUGUUCCAGGAUGAGCUGCGCCAGCUGCGCAAGCUCGGCCUCACAGAAACACUCGGCAUGGGGGAGCAGGGGCAAGGGCAGGAUGGAAAGGGGCAGACAGUGCACAGCCAGGAUCCUGCCUCCAGGUUCCUGCAGGCCCUGUAUGAGUCCCAGGGCAACCAGUUUUCCUAG
Messenger RNA from Coccomyxa subellipsoidea C-169, 3681 nucleotides. RefSeq lists its product as hypothetical. The record is from RefSeq and is a predicted model, not a curated record. Lineage: Eukaryota; Viridiplantae; Chlorophyta; Trebouxiophyceae; Coccomyxaceae. The transcript is spliced from 20 exons. Bases 1 to 3681 code for a protein of 1226 amino acids. Gene Ontology annotation, molecular function: protein binding.